GCAAAGGGUGUCGGGAGCGGCUUCCAGUAAACCUUCCCUGGCCUCUGGAGGGACCACCGUUGCCGCCGCUUCGGCUUCCAAGAUCUACGUUCGGGCUACGCGGCCACGGAGGCCGCCAGUGCGACUCCCACUGUGCCUGGCUCUGUCCAUAUUAGUUCCCAGGCGGCCGUCGCCGUUCCAGCAGCGGUAGCGGCAGCGGCGGACAUGUUGUGAGGCGGCGGCGCGGGUGUCUGAAGGAUGGUUUGGCCGAGGCGGCGGCAACGGCUGCUAGCGGCGGCGGCGGCGGCGGCAGCGGGGCCUCGGGCUCUGUAGAGCCGAGCCCGCUGGGUACCCACCCGGUACCGCGGCGAGGCCAGUGCCCCUGGAUCUUGCCUCUGCUCCGACGCCGUUGGGGACCAGUUAGGCGACAGCGCCCGCCCCUCUGAGGAGACCCGAAGGUGGUUCCCCGGCCGCUCAAAUUUCCGGACCACAGUGCUUUCCCCUCCUCAGCCGGGGCUGUAUUCUCUCUAGAAUCCUCAGGCCUCCACUUUCCUCCCAAACUCAUCCUAAAUCUCUUACACACUCGGGUGUUCCCAGCCCUCAAGCCAGCUCCUCCUCCGUUCAUUUUCUGCACUCUCUUCGAAGAGCACCCCCCGGGAUCACUCUCCGAGGGCGGCGUUUUGAGAAAUAUCCGUAGAGUAGUGGACCAGAGCUGGGGAGUUUUUAAAAGUCGAGGCGCGAGAAACAGGAAGGUACUAUGGCUUCCUCGUCUGGCAACGAUGAUGAUCUCACUAUCCCAAGAGCUGCUAUCAAUAAAAUGAUCAAAGAGACUCUUCCUAAUGUCCGAGUGGCCAACGAUGCUCGAGAGCUGGUGGUGAACUGCUGCACUGAAUUCAUUCACCUUAUAUCUUCUGAAGCCAAUGAGAUUUGUAACAAAUCGGAAAAGAAGACCAUCUCACCAGAGCAUGUCAUACAAGCACUAGAAAGUUUGGGAUUUGGCUCUUAUAUCAGUGAAGUAAAAGAAGUCUUGCAAGAGUGUAAAACAGUAGCAUUAAAAAGAAGAAAGGCCAGUUCUCGUUUGGAAAACCUUGGCAUUCCUGAAGAAGAGUUAUUGAGACAGCAACAAGAAUUAUUUGCAAAAGCUAGACAGCAACAAGCAGAAUUGGCCCAACAGGAAUGGCUUCAAAUGCAGCAAGCCGCCCAACAAGCACAGCUUGCUGCUGCCUCAGCCAGUGCAUCUAAUCAGGCAGGAUCUUCUCAGGAUGAAGAAGAUGAUGAUGAUAUCUGAAAUUCACCAGCUGAGUUUCUAUUUCUUCUAUAAAUGUUUUUCCCUGCACAACAAAAACAGUGAAAGAAAUGCUUACCUGUAAUUUUGUAUGCAUCUUGGUGGACUUGUCAUUGGUAUUCUAGGGAUGUCUGCUAUUGAGUUUCAUCUCUUGUGUGCUAUACAUGUAAAAACUGUCUCUUUGAACUAUUGAAAAUUUAAGGUUCAGUAUAAUAUCAAUUUUGAAUUUUUAAUGGUGUUUAUGAAAUUUUAGAUAGCGAGUCCUUCAUUUGAUCAAUAAACAGUGUUACAGAAAACUUCAAGUUUAUAAAAAUACAGUGAAAUUUAUACAAAGCUCUAAAUCCGCAUUUGCAUUUCCUCUGCCCUUUUAACUAAACUAAAACUUAUGAAUUUUAAAUUAUUAAGGGGGGGUGCUGUAUGAAUCAGUAGUCAUUGGAUCAGGUUGCUGAAAAGUGUUCAGUUCUGUAGUAUCUGAAUUUGUCUUUUAAAAUGAGUACAUAUAUAGGCAAUAAAUAUAUAUGCUCAGAUAAACUUGUUAGAAAAACUUCAAGACAUUCAAAAACUACGGAGUAUGUUCAAUAGUAGUUGUAUAAAUUUGGUGGUUAUGUUUUUUUAUUUUGUUUUUGUUUUGUGUAGAGGUAAAAACUAUAGUUUUAUUACAGCAUAAUUCAUUUUGAGCUCCACUAUGACAUUUCAGAGACUGCCCAGUUUAAAAGUCUGUCAUGAUUUUUACUAUUUCACUCCAAUUCAAUAAUUGUUGAUAGUAUUACUUGCCUAGUUCAUCCAUACUCAUAUUAUUCAAAUAUGUAGGUGGGACUUUUGAAACAAUUGCUUUGGUUCCCUUGGUUUAACAGAGGUUCAUGAAUAUUCAAACCUUUGCUGGGGGAAAGAAAUGAAAGUUAAUGAGAAUGCUUGCUAUAAGAGAGGGAUUUUUAAUUUAACUUGUAGUUACAGUUUACUUAUUGUUUUUAGAAUUACUUUUACAUUUUCCUGACUAGAUAGCCUAGAGUCCAACGUUACCUUUUGAGAUGACAUUAUUGUCUCCAUCAUAAUUGAGUGAUAGCUUUAAAAAAGGAUUAGUUUUGCUUAAGAAGUUAUGUUAUAACUGAUCAGCGCUAUUUGAAAUAACUGAUCAGCCCUAUAUGUAAUAUAAGUUGUGUUAUAACUGAUCAGUCCUAUAUGAAACAUCAAUAGUUUCUACCUGCUUGUUAAAAGACAGAAGCUUUAAUUUGGCUCUAAUAAAUAAAGUAUGGUAGUGAUUAUAGGAAUCCAGGAUGUUGAAGAAAUGGUAUCGUGUCUAUAUUUUGGAAAUAGAAAGGAAGAGACACUUAAGAUAGUAUGAAGUAAUUAUAUUCCUAUGUCAGUUGCCAAAUCUUUUAAACUUAUGUAUUCACCAAGCCCAAAAAUAGCUUGUGGCUACCAGGAUUCCAAUUUUAAUUGGAGAGCUAAGCAAGUAAAGUUUUAUAAGUAUUAGGUUUCUUAAUGAUCAUAUUUUGCAGUUUUAGUAAAAGGGAAAUAUUGUUAUACAUUUAUUAAAUAUACUUCCCCCAUGAAGUGAAAAGGUUAAUUUUGCUGAAUGUUUUAAGUUGAAGUUACUUCAUGGAUGUCAUAUCCAUGAAGUGCGUUUGGAUGAGAUAGAAGAAAUUGUUUUUUACAAAGUUUAAGUACCAAAGGUAGUCUAGCUUAGAACAAUAAUAAGUUAAUACAUGUUGGCUUUUCUAAUUUGUACUGUAACAUCCUUAUACUUUCUAUUUUAAGUAUAUCUGUUUCUUAAGUAAACAACUUAGAUAUUUUCCAUAACUUUUUUUUUCUGAUGCAGAGUUCAGGUUAAUUAAUAUUUUACUGCAUCUGAUAAUGUAUUAUACGUUUGAAGCCUAGUGACGUUUCAUUUUGACAUUCUUGUGUAUUCUUCAAGCAAUAAAAUUGUGAUGUGUUUUAUAAAUGGUUUUUAUAUUUAAUGAUUUUUGAGAGAUUUCUAUUUACUAUUUUUACUAGUUUCAAAAAUCUUAGGCCCAAAAGACAUUUUGGUAUGUAGUACCUGCCUUUUGUUUUUGUUUACUAUUAUUUCAAAAAAUGUGGUUUUACUUGUGUUUUUGUAAUUUACAGUCAUAAGAUCGAGGCAUAACAAAGCUGCUUAAGCAAUAUUUUACUUUUAGGUUUUCUUUUCCUUUUUUUUUGGAAUUAAAAGUCACUAUUAACGUUUUGCCAGUUAACAUUUUUUUAAUCUUUUGAAGAGAGAAACAAAAUCGUUAGCGUUCUUGAGAAAUAAAGUUAUUAUUCCUUAAGUAUUUUUCCAUCCCCUUGAAUAUAUGUUAUAUAUCUUUUUCAGCAGAUUACCAGAUUAAUAAGUGCUGAAAAGCCAUCAGUUUUUAAAGCUGCAUAUACCACACACACAGAACAGUGCACAAAUAAAGGUUUUCACAGAUUAAGCAAACUGAUAUCAUCAGUCCUCAGAUCAAAACACAGAGCAUUAUGUGUACCCAGAAGCCUUCUUCUUGCCCCAUCUUAACACUUUUUUCUUGCUGAAAGUAACUACUAUCCUGACUUCUAAAAUCAUAGACUAGUUUUGCCUGUUUUUUAUUUUAUGUAAAAGCACUCAUAUAUAGUACAGUCUUUUUUACAUUCAUCAUUUUUGUGAAUAUUUUAGUUUCUUGUUGCCACUAUAGCAAAUUACCACAAACUUAGUGAUGUAAAACAACACAGAUUUAUUCUUUUAUAGUCCUGGAGAUCAGAACUCCAAAAAUCAGUUUCAUUAAGCCCGAAUCAAAGUACCAGAUGUGUUGGUUCUUUCUUGAGGUUGUGAGGGAGAAUGUUUUCUUGCCUUGGUUGGCUUCUAGUGACUGCCUAUAUUUAUGGGCUUGUGACCCCUUUCUCUCUAUGAUCAAUGCCAGCUUUUGUCAUUAUAUCAUCUUCCCUUCCGUAGUCAGUUCUUUCCCUGCCUCUACAUUUAGGGCUCACUUGCAUAAGGCGGGGAUAAUCCCCCUAUCUCAAGAUCCUUAAUUUAAUCAUAUCUACAAAAUCUUUUUUACCAUUUAAGUGACAUUCACAUGUUCCAGGGAUUCAGACCCUGGCUAUCUUUGGACGCCGUUAUUCAACCUACCAAAGUGAGAUUCAUCUUUAUUGUUGCAUGUAUUUGUAGUUCAUUCAUUGUCAUUGCUGUAUAGUCUUCCAUUUAUUUAUCCAUUUUUUAUUAUGUCCAAAAGUAUUAUUCAUUCUCCCAUUGAUAGUCAUUUGAGGAUUUUUCAGUUUUGAGCUAUUAUGAGUAGUACUGUGGAGAACAUCCUUAUACAUGUCUUUUGGUGAGUGUAUACAUUUCCGUUGAGUAUAAACCUACGAAUGGAAUUGCUAGGCUGUAGUGUGUGUGUAUUUUCAGCUCUAGCAUUUACUGUCAAAGUUUUCCAAAAUGACUGUAAGCAGACACCAUUUUAAUGUGUAGCAUAAUAAUGAAUUACCCUAAUGAGCUUAGUGGAUUGAAUUUCUCAAAAUACCUAAAUUGUACUAAAUGAGUUAUACUACAGCAGGUAUGUUGUUAUUUAAUUUCGUAUAGGAGGAAAAUAAGAGCAAAAGUAAUUGCCCUUAUUACUGACAUAUUAGUAUUACAUACUCAUUAGGUUAUUGCUCCUUAGAAAAAAAAUGCAGAUUUUAAGUAAUCAUAAGUAGUAUGUUGAAUUAGUAUGUUGUGGGAAAAUCUGUGAUUUAAUUUUUUAGUUGAAUUUAAAAUUUUUGGUUAUAACCUCAUUAAAAUGCAUAUUUUCUUAUAUAGGUUUCUAAAUUAUGUCUGUCCAACUCAUCUAUAUCUAAAUCGUCAUCAGGAAGAAUUAUCCAAUCCAGAUGGCAUAGGCACUGCCCUCCACUGUCUUCACUUGGAUUUUUUUGUUGCUGUUUUCUUCUUUUCCUCUGUCCCCAACAAUUUGACCACAAGUCCUAUCCCACCUCCUGAAUUUUUCACCAUGGCCCAGGAUAUGUUUUUCACCAUGGCCCAGGUCAUGGUUAGGAUUGGCCAGGGUGAAGCGAAUGAUGAUAUAUAAGUAGCUUCCUUUCACCUAAGUUGUUACCACUGGUUCUUAUCCUAUUUCCUCAAAACAAAUGAGAAGAGAAAGUAAGGAAUAAGAAGAAGAAACUUUUUUUUUUUUUUUUUUUUU
Cebus imitator (Panamanian white-faced capuchin) is the source of this 5406-nucleotide messenger RNA. It is a transcript of the gene DR1, whose product is annotated as down-regulator of transcription 1. Gene Ontology annotation, cellular component: negative cofactor 2 complex. Bases 737 to 1267 code for a protein of 176 amino acids. Gene Ontology annotation, biological process: negative regulation of transcription by RNA polymerase II; RNA polymerase II preinitiation complex assembly; chromatin remodeling. NCBI's taxonomy places the organism in Eukaryota, Metazoa, Chordata, Mammalia, Primates, Cebidae. The transcript has 4 exons. The record is from RefSeq and is a predicted model, not a curated record. Gene Ontology annotation, molecular function: protein heterodimerization activity; TBP-class protein binding; general transcription initiation factor activity.